This is a messenger RNA of Tribolium madens (black flour beetle), 1655 nucleotides long. Its product is annotated as sorting and assembly machinery component 50 homolog. NCBI's taxonomy places the organism in Eukaryota, Metazoa, Arthropoda, Insecta, Coleoptera, Tenebrionidae. The transcript is spliced from 9 exons. The record is from RefSeq and is a predicted model, not a curated record. Gene Ontology annotation, cellular component: outer membrane; SAM complex. Gene Ontology annotation, biological process: mitochondrial respiratory chain complex assembly; protein insertion into mitochondrial outer membrane. The coding region runs from base 142 to 1545 and encodes 467 amino acids.
AAAGUUUUUUCGUAGUGAGCAAUCUGUCAUCUGUCAAUAUCAUUUAUUUUUCCAAAAAACAGUAUUUUUUCAUGAAAAAUCAACUAAUUACUAAAUGAAAUGCUACAUUAACACAAAAACCACGUAUUAAUACAUAAAGCUAUGGGCACAGUUUACGCAAAAUCGGAAGAAAAUGCAUCAAUUUUAUCUACGAUCCCUCAAGAGCCGAUUAAAUCGGAACCUCCACAACAACCAGACCCGCGCGAGAUUUUUCUAGAUGGGGUUAAGGCCCGAGUUGAUAAAAUUCACGUGGAUGGAUUGGCCCGGACUAAAGACGAUAUAAUUGAAGAUUGCAUAAGGGACUUAUUUAAAGCGGCAGAUUUCCAAGAUGUGCUCCUCAGGGCGCACCGGGCCCGCCUUAAACUUGAUGAAUUAGGAUGUUUCAAGAAUAUUGCAGUUUUUAUCGAUACGAGUAAGGGACAAGGUGCGAGCCCUGACGGACUUGAAGUUACUUUCAACGUUACUGAACAUAAAAGGGUGACAGGAGGAGUCACGACGCAAGUGGGAAACAACGAAGGUGCACUACUUAUUGGUCUAAGGGCUCCUAAUUUGUUCGGACGUGGAGAACGGGUGCAAGUUGAGUACAGUCAUGGUUCCAAAAGGACGACAAAUUUUAACCUUUCUUUUAUCAAACCAAUGAGAGGCAAAUAUAGACCUAUGUUUACCACCAGUGUGUUCCAAUCAAACGCUGAAUGGCCUGUAUCUGGUUACAAACAACUAGAUAGAGGUUUACUUUUUGACUUUGGGUUCCACUCAACUGCCUUGAUUAAACAUAACAUUCAAUGGGAGGCUACUAUCCGUGAUUUGGCUGUAUUAAGCCGAAAUACUUCUUUUGAAGUUAGAGAACAAGCGGGACUUAGUUUAAAAUCGGCCUUGAGACACAUAAUAUCAAUCGAUUUAAGGGAUGAUUUGAUUUUUCCCACAGCCGGCAGUCUUUUGCAGUUAACGUCGGAAAUUGCAGGUCUUGGUGGUGACGUUGGUUUUUUAAAGAACGAGUUUUUCAUUCAGGGAAAUUAUUCGAUCGUUGAGGAUUUUGUUUUGCAAGGAACAUUAUCAGGUGGUUUCAUGCGGGGUUUGAGUAACGAUAUGAAAAUUGGAAUGUCAGAUUUGUAUUAUCUGGGAGGGCCUUUAACGUUGCGAGGUUUUCAAAUGAGAGGAGUGGGCCCCCAUUCGGAGGGUGACGCUUUGGGCUCAAUGGCGUAUUGGGCGUCAGGGUUGCAUUUGUUUAGCCCUUUGCCGUUUAGACCUGGAAGAGGAGGAUUUGGGGAUUUGUUCAAAACGCAUCUUUUUAUCACUGCAGGAAACGUUGGGGAUUUCAGCUUGAGUGACAAAAAUUUAAUAGAGUCACUUACCGCCAGCGUACGCAUUUCAUACGGCUUAGGCAUCGCACUUCGUCUCGGAAAUAUGGCAAGAGUAGAAGUAAAUUACUGUUUUCCUCACACGUUUGAAAAAGGCGAUCAAAUCCAUCCAGGAAUACAAUUUGGAAUCGGCGUACAAUUCGUUUAAAAUCCAAAUCAUUAGUCAUUUAUUUCGUUGAAACUAAAUAAAUAAUGUACACACUGUUAUUAAAAUAAAGUUUGUUAACAAGGAAUAAAUUUAAACAGGCUGACUUCCCA